AUGGAAAAUAAUUAUCCUAUCAAAAUACCACCAAAACUAAAGAAAGCCAAAAACGCAACAAAGGAUGAACUUCUAAAAUUGGAUAAAGAAGAAUUAGUUGAUAGAAUAAUACAGUUGGAAGCUCAUAAUGCACAGUUAAAGAAUAUUAUUAGUAAAAAUAUAUCUGAAACUGAUGAAACUGGUAAUAAAAAUAAAAGGCAGUAUGACUUUUCAAAAUGCCACCAUCGCCGAAUACUACUAAAGAUCCUGUACUUUGGAUGGGAUUACCAUGGCUUAGCAGUCCAGGAAGAUUCAACCCAGACCAUAGAACAUCAUUUAUUCAAAGCUCUAGUUAAAACCUGUCUUAUAGAGAGUAGGGAAAAGUCACAAUAUCAUAGAUGUGGACGGACAGAUAAGGGAGUUAGUGCUUUUGGUCAGGUAAUAUCAAUAACAGUAAGGAGUAAACACCCAUCAGAUAUACAAAAUCUGGCAGAAUCAUUAUCAACUGAGAUAGAGUAUUGUAAGUUAUUGAAUCGAGUUCUGCCUAAAGAUAUUAGAGCUGUUACAUGGAUGCCAAUACCAGAUGAUUGUGAAGCCUACAGUGCCAGAUUCGACUGCAAAAAACGCAAAUAUAAGUACUAUUUCCCAAAAUCCUCGUUAAAUAUUUUAGCAAUGCGAGAUGCUUGCUCUCGCCUGAUUGGUUCUCACGAUUUCCGCCAUCUUUGUAAAAUGGACGUUGGUAAUGGUGUUACUCAAUUUAGGCGGCAAAUUUUGACAGCUGAUAUAGUAGCCAUCAAUGAAGGUGGUGAACCUACUUCUAUGUAUGUGUUAGUCCUAGAAGGCAAUGCAUUCUUAUGGCAUCAAAUAAGAUGCAUCAUGGGUGUCUUACUACUUAUAGGUGAAGGAAACGAGGAGCCAAGGGUUAUUAAUGACCUACUUGAUGUAGAAACAAAUGAAAGAAAACCACAGUACAACAUGGCUAUAGAUGUGCCGUUAAAUUUAUUUGAGUGUACAUAUGAUUUGGAAAAAGCAUCUAAUUGGGUUUAUACAGAUGAAUUAAAAUGUGUUAUAGAGAAUUUACAAAAGAUGUGGGCAUUGCAAAGUGUAAAAGCAACAAUGAUAAAGGACUGUAUUGAAAAUUUAGAAAAUGUUCAUUAUACAAUAAAUAAAAAUAAGAGUGUGACAGAGAUGGAGAAUUGUGAAUCAAAUGUUGUAGGAAGAGAUAGCAUUAUGGUGUAUUCUGAUGGCUUAACUCAAGGUGUUAAACCCAGAAUAUAUGUUCCUUUGUUAAAAAGGGAAGUUUGUUCAAGCUUAGAAGAGCGGAUAGAGCAUUAUAUGAAGAAAAAAAAAUUGGAUCAUAAUAUUAUAACAUAA
Pieris macdunnoughi is the source of this 1353-nucleotide messenger RNA. NCBI's taxonomy places the organism in Eukaryota, Metazoa, Arthropoda, Insecta, Lepidoptera, Pieridae. The record is from the annotation of a GenBank genome assembly.